CAUCUCCGUCUCCAGAAUCGCCGAGCUCCACGAGAAAUGGUGACGUCCUUGAGAUUACCCUCUCUCACUCACCUCUUCUCCUCGCCUUCUAUCGUCGCUAUUUCUAGUGUUUCUGGCCGGUCAUCGGUGAUUCUCCGGCGUCGCUUCCACGGGCUUUGUCACCGGUCGCGGUCACUUGCUGCUGGCUUCUCCACCCAAAGCACGGCGGCGGAGACCCAAGACCGAAUAGAUAGCUUGAAGAACCGAGUUCCCGAUCAAGUUAUCACGCCCAGGUCACAGGAUUUCAAUGCAUGGUACCUCGAUGUUAUAGCCAAUGCCGAGCUUGCUGAUUAUGGCCCAGUUCGCGGGACCAUGGUCAUUCGGCCUUAUGGCUACGCAAUAUGGGAAUCGAUCCAGGAGUAUUUAAAUGUGAAGUUCAAGGAGACUGGACAUAGUAACAUGUAUUUUCCACUGUUUAUUCCAUACUCAUUUAUAGAGAAAGAAGCUAGUCAUGUUGAGGGUUUUAGCCCUGAGUUAGCACUAGUGACAAUUGGAGGAGGGAAGGAACUUGAAGAAAAACUCGUGGUCCGACCAACUAGUGAAACUAUUGUCAACCACAUGUUUACUCAGUGGAUUCAUAGUUACCGUGAUCUCCCUCUUAUGAUUAACCAGUGGGCAAACGUCACAAGAUGGGAGAUGCGAACUAAGCCAUUUGUGAGGACUCUGGAAUUUCUUUGGCAAGAGGGUCACACUGCUCAUGCAACUCCUGAAGAGGCAGAAAAUGAGGCUAGACAGAUGAUUGACAUCUAUACCAGAUUUGCUUAUGAGCAAGCUGCAAUACCUGUUAUUGCAGGUCGAAAGUCUAAAGUGGAAACAUUUGCUGGUGCCUCUAAGACUUACACAAUUGAAGCCAUGAUGGGUGACAAGAAAGCAUUACAGGCAGGAACCAGCCACAACCUUGGGCAGAAUUUCUCCCGUGCCUUUGGAACACAGUUCACAGAUGAAAAUGGACAAAGGCAACAUGUUUGGCAAACAUCAUGGGCAAUCAGUACCCGUUUUGUUGGAGGUAUCAUCAUGACUCAUGGUGAUGAUGCAGGCCUAAUGCUUCCCCCAAAGGUUGCACCAAUACAGGUGGUGAUAGUACCCAUCUGGAAGAAGGAUGAUGAGAAAGUGGCUGUUGUCAAUGCAGCAUCAUCUGUAAAAGGAGUUCUUCAUUCUGCAGGGAUUAAAGUUAAGCUUGAUGACUCAGAGCAAAGAACCCCUGGAUGGAAAUUCAAUUUCUGGGAGAUGAAGGGAGUUCCUCUUAGAAUUGAAAUUGGUCCUCGGGAUUUGUCUAGUGGAACCGUGGUGAUAUCAAGGAGAGAUGUUCCUGGGAAGCAAGGCAAAGUAUUUGGAAUCUCUAUGGAACCUUCAAUUUUGGAGGCUUAUGUUAAAGAGAAGUUGGACGAAAUCCAGUCCUCUCUAUUAGAAGAGGCAAUUGCAUUUCGAGACAGUAAUAUCGUAGAUGUGAGCUCAUAUGAUGAUCUUAAAGAAGCAAUAUCCGAAGGCAAAUGGGCAAGAGGCCCUUGGUCUGCUAGUGAUGAAGAUGAGAUUAAAGUCAAGGAAGAAACAGGGGCAACUAUCAGGUGCUUUCCUUUUGAACAGCCAGAUGGGGAUAAGAAAUGUUUGAUGACUGGAAAGCCUGCUGAGGAAGUAGCCAUUUUUGCCAAGUCUUACUGACUCUGCAUCUUUAAGCUUGCUUUUACUUUGAAAUUCUCAUAUCACAUGAUCUGGCAGUUGGUACUUCAACUUAUUUUGUGAAAGUUUGGUACUUUCUUGCCGAAUCAAUUCUUGUUGUAUAACUUAGGUCAGCUCAAAGCAUAUAAUUUGUUGAUUUGAUGCAAGUUUAAAGCAUUUUCUCUGUUGAUUUGAUGUAACUUUUUAUGAUCUUUAGAAAUGUGAUUAUGUAUAUGCUUUCAGGAAGAAAGUAUGUUGUAGUUGAAUAUCUUCGGAUACCAAAUUAGAAGAGCUGUGAUGAAGGGGGAGGGGGUAAAUGAAACCUGAUAUUUGAUCUCA
Messenger RNA from Neltuma alba, 2034 nucleotides. Its product is annotated as proline--tRNA ligase, chloroplastic/mitochondrial. Gene Ontology annotation, molecular function: ATP binding; proline-tRNA ligase activity. Lineage: Eukaryota; Viridiplantae; Streptophyta; Magnoliopsida; Fabales; Fabaceae. The record is from RefSeq and is a predicted model, not a curated record. The transcript is spliced from 11 exons. Gene Ontology annotation, biological process: prolyl-tRNA aminoacylation. Bases 37 to 1698 code for a protein of 553 amino acids. Gene Ontology annotation, cellular component: chloroplast stroma; aminoacyl-tRNA synthetase multienzyme complex; mitochondrion.